Molecule: messenger RNA, 1762 nt
Organism: Impatiens glandulifera
Lineage: Eukaryota; Viridiplantae; Streptophyta; Magnoliopsida; Ericales; Balsaminaceae
Product: serine carboxypeptidase-like 45
Exons: 10
Coding region: 60-1451 (463 amino acids)
Biological process (GO): proteolysis
Cellular component (GO): vacuole
Molecular function (GO): serine-type carboxypeptidase activity
Source: RefSeq, a predicted model, not a curated record
AAAUAUCAAUCAUCUUUCUUUUCUCUCUCUAUAACUUCAAAUAGAUAUCUGCAAGAAGAAUGUGGUAUUUUGGAUGGUUUAUAAUUAUUUGUGCUACAAAUUUAACCUUAUUUACAUCCGCCGACAGAAUAAUUAGCUUUCCCGGUCAGCCACAGGUUGAUUAUCAGCAAUUUUCCGGUUACAUCGCCGUUAAUGAAGCCGGCGCCGGCCAUGGAAAAACAGACAGAUCCCUUUUCUAUUACUUUGUUGAAGCUCAAACUGACCCAUCUUCAAAACCACUUGUUCUAUGGCUUAAUGGAGGUCCGGGUUGUUCAUCAGUUGGGGCUGGAGCAUUUUGUGAACAUGGACCUUUUAAGCCAAGUGGAGAUGUGUUGAUUAAGAAUGAAUAUAGUUGGAAUAAAGUUGCAAAUAUGUUAUAUUUGGAGUCACCAGCAGGAGUUGGUUUCUCAUACUCUACUAAUGACUCAUUCUAUAAAGGGCUGAAUGAUACAAUAACGGCUAGAGAUAAUCUUAUUUUUCUCGAACGAUGGCUUGAAAAGUUUUCCGAAUAUAAGAACCGCGAUUUCUUCUUGACCGGGGAGAGCUACGCAGGUCAUUAUGUUCCACAAUUAGCACAGUUGAUCCUUGAAUCCAAACAAAAGUUAAACCUAAACCUCAAGGCCAUAGCAAUAGGAAAUCCACUUUUGGAGUUCGACAUUGAUUUAAACUCAAGGGCAGAGUUCUUUUGGUCACAUGGACUUAUAUCAGAUUCAACAUAUGAUCAGUUCACUAGGGUUUGCAAUUAUUCCCAGAUUAGGAGACAAAUUCAAUUAACUCGCGCUUUAACCCCUGUUUGUAAAAGAGUCAUCACUCUUGUCCAAUCCGAACUCAGUUCCUAUGUUGAUAAAUACGAUGUAACUCUUGACGUCUGCUUGUCGUCGUCUAUCCUAUCUCUACAAGCCGCCACUCUCGAUCAAUUGCAAGAUCCACAACAGGUCGAUGUAUGCGUAGAAGACGAGACGAUGAAAUACCUUAAUAGGGCAGAUGUACAAAAUGCUUUCCAUGCCAAGCUUGUUGGUGUACUUAAUUGGACCAUUUGUAGCGAUGUUGUAGAUUACCAAGUUAACAACCUAGAGACGCCAAUUGCUCCGGUCCUAAGCUUUUUAUUGAAAUCCGGAACAAGAGUCCUUGUUUAUAGUGGGGAUCAAGAUUCGGUUAUCCCAUUAACUGGGACUCGCACGAUUGUCAAUAUGUUGGCCAAAGAUUUGGGAUUGAACACGAGUGUGCCAUACAAGGCAUGGUUUGACGGUAAACAAGUUGCUGGAUGGACACAAGUGUAUGGGGAUGUGCUCUCCUUUGCAACAAUAAGAGGGGCUGCUCAUGAAGCUCCAUUCACGCAGCCAAAGAGAUCUCUUGCUCUUUUCACUACAUUUUUGGGUGGAAAACCCUUGCCCGGGUCGCCACUUCGUUGACAAUAAUGUUGACACGAUAAAGAACUUGUUAAAACUCUCGAUCCGAUCUCUCGUCCAAUCCUUGAAAUGAAAAACGUGUUUGGAAAAAGUAAAAAAAUAUAUUUACAUUUGCUUGUCAAUGAUCAAGUUAGGCUAUAUAUUGUGUUCUAAGUUUAGAUUUUCCUUUUGAAGUGAGAUUAUAAUUUCUACAAUUUACUUUGAUUAAUUAGUAAGUGUAAGGUUGUUGUCAUUUAUGAGCAUACUUGUUACCAAAAGAAUUCAAAUGUACCCUUGUAACCCUUCUAAUUGAAUAUUAUUGUGAUUUGAAAUAA